CUGGGCAACAAUGCAGAGAUCACCCAUAGAAAAAGCAAAUGCCUUCUCUAAACUCUUCUUCAGGUGGCCAAGAUCCAUUUUGAAGAAAGGCUACAGGCAAAAGCUGGAACUAUCAGACAUCUACCAAAUUCCUUCAUCUGACUCUGCAGAUGAACUUUCUGAGAUGCUAGAAAGAGAAUGGGAUAGAGAGUUAGCAACAUCGAAGAAAAAUCCCAAACUUGUCAAUGCACUUCGCCGGUGUUUUUUCUGGAGAUUUCUAUGUUAUGGGAUUCUGCUUUAUUUUGUGGAAUUCACUAAAGCUGUGCAGCCUCUCUGCCUUGGACGAAUAAUAGCAUCGUAUAAUGUGAGAAAUACUUAUGAGCGUGAAAUAGCCUACUACCUUGCCUUGGGCCUAUGCCUUCUGUUUGUUGUGAGGACUCUCUUUCUACAUCCAGCUGUCUUCGGUCUCCAGCACCUCGGAAUGCAGAUGAGAAUAGCAUUGUACAGUUUAAUUUAUAAAAAGAUCUUAAAAAUGUCAAGCAGAGUACUUGAUAAAAUUGACACUGGACAACUUGUUAGUCUCCUAUCCAACAACCUUAAUAAAUUUGAUGAGGGCGUGGCAGUUGCUCACUAUGUCUGGAUUGCACCAGUGCAAGUAGUUCUUUUGAUGGGAUUGCUCUGGAAUGAAUUGACAGAAUUUGCAUUUUGUGGAUUGGGUUUCGUAAUACUGCUUGCCCUUUUCCAAGCCUGGCUAGGGAAAAAGAUGAUGCAAUAUAGAGACAAACGUGCAGGAAAAAUAAAUGAACGACUUGCAAUCACCUCUGAAAUUAUUGACAACAUUCAGUCAGUGAAGGUGUACUGCUGGGAGGAUGCUAUGGAAAAGAUUAUUGAUAACAUAAGGCAGGCUGAAUUAAAGCUGACCAGAAAAGUUGCCUACUGCAGAUACUUCAGCAGUUCAGCUUUCUUUUUCUCAGGCUUCUUUGUUGUGUUUCUGUCUGUGGUGCCUUAUGCUUUCAGUCAUACCAUAAAAUUGCGGAGGAUAUUCACCACGAUCUCAUACAACGUUGUCCUUCGAAUGACAGUCACCAGACAAUUUCCAUCAGCUAUACAAACAUGGUAUGAUUCUUUGGGAGCUAUACGUAAAAUACAGGACUUCUUACACAAAGAUGAACACAAAACUGUAGAAUACAACCUAACAACGAAAGAGGUCGAGAUGGAAAAUGUGACAGCUUCUUGGGAUGAGGGAAUUGGUGAAUUGUUUGAAAAGGUUAAACAGAAGGACUCUGAGUGCAACAUGGCGAAUGGAGAUGAUGGACUGUUUUUCAGUAAUUUUUCUUUACACGUUACACCUGUUCUAAAGAAUAUCAGCUUUAAGUUAGAAAAAGGUGAACUGCUGGCCAUAGCUGGAUCCACGGGAUCUGGAAAGAGCUCACUUCUGAUGAUGAUAAUGGGGGAAUUGGAGCCAUCAGAGGGUAAAAUUAAACACAGUGGCAGAAUCUCCUUCUCACCUCAAGUGCCCUGGAUCAUGCCUGGAACAAUUAAGGAAAACAUCAUAUUUGGACUUUCGUAUGAUGAGUACAGAUAUACCAGUGUUAUCAAUGCAUGUCAGCUCGAGGAGGAUAUCAUGGUGUUUCCUAACAAAGAUAAGACUGUUCUAGGAGAUGGAGGGAUUACUCUCAGUGGAGGUCAACGGGCAAGAAUCUCCUUGGCAAGAGCGUUGUAUAAAGAUGCUGAUCUGUAUCUGCUGGAUUCACCUUUCAGUCACCUUGAUGUAACUACAGAGAAGAACAUAUUUGAAAGUUGUUUAUGUAAACUGAUGGUUAACAAAAUUCGGAUCCUGGUGACUUCAAAGCUGGAACAUUUGAAGAAGGCCGAUAAAAUUCUGCUGUUGCAUGAAGGACACUGCUAUUUCUACGGAACCUUUUCUGAGCUUCAGGGGGAGAAGCCUGAGUUCAGUUCCCAGCUGCUGGGUUCUGAGGGUUUCGAUACGUUUAGUGCUGAACGAAGAAACUCAAUUCUCACUGAAACCCUUCGUCGGUGCUCCGUGUCCUCAGGUGACGGGGCAGGUUUAGGAAGCUUCAGUGACUCUCGGAAACCAUCAUUCAAGCAGCCACCAACAGAAUUCAGUGACAAAAGAAAAUCAUCACUGAUAAUUAAUCCAAUAACGUCAAACAAAAAAUUUUCCCUCAUACAAACAGCUAUGUCACACCCACAGGCAAAUAGUACAGAAGAUGCCAUAAGUGAGCCAAAUGAAAGGCAUUUUUCUCUCAUUCCAGAAAAUGAGCUGGGAGAACCCAUACAACCUCGGAGUAAUAUAUUCAAAAGUGAGGUUCCACUUCAGGCUCAUAGGCGACAAUCUGUGUUGGCACUCAUGACUAACUCUUCAACAUCUCCUAACAAGAUUCAUACACGGCGCAACACUGUACGCAAAAUGUCCAUGGUUUCUCAAACCAAUUAUGCUUCUUCUGAGAUAGAUAUUUACUCAAGGCGCUUGUCUGAAGAUGGAAGUUUUGAAAUUAGUGAAGAAAUAAAUGAAGAGGAUUUGAAGGAGUGUUUUGUUGAUGAAGAAGAAAUCCGUAAUGUUACAACCACGUGGAGCACUUACCUCAGAUAUGUUACAAUUAAUCGCAACUUGGUCUUUGUCCUCAUCCUUUGCCUUGUUAUAUUUUUAGCAGAGGUGGCUGCUUCUUUGGUUGGACUUUGGAUUAUAGGAAGCACUCCACUUACAGGAAGUGCAGAAGAUACUGGCUCACAAACCAAUGACUCCUCAACAGACCUCUCCCAAAUCUCUGUAUUUUCUCAGUUUAUUACAAAUGGCAGCUAUUAUUACAUAUUUUAUAUCUAUGUGGGACUUGCAGACAGUUUCCUUGCACUUGGGGUUAUUCGUGGUCUGCCUCUGGUCCACACUCUUGUUACAGUCUCCAAGGACCUGCAUAAGCGAAUGUUGCAUUCAGUUCUCCAAGCUCCCAUGAGUGUGUUCAACCAAAUGAAAACAGGCAGAAUUCUAAAUCGUUUCAUCAAAGAUACUGCAAUAAUAGAUGACAUGUUGCCACUCACUGCUUUUGACUUUGUGCAGUUAAUACUGAUUGUUGUGGGGGCCAUUGGUGUGGUAUCUGUGUUACAACCCUACACUCUGUUGGCUGCAAUUCCAGUAGCAGUUACUUUCAUCAUGUUGAGGGCUUAUUUCCUGCGUACAUCACAGCAACUGAAGCAACUGGAAUCUGAAGCUCGCAGCCCUAUUUUCAGCCAUCUCAUCACAUCGUUGAGAGGACUGUGGACAGUAAGAGCAUUUGGCCGACAGUCCUACUUUGAAACCCUUUUUCACAAGGCUCUGAACCUUCAUACUGCAAACUGGUUUCUCUACCUUUCAACACUGCGUUGGUUUCAGAUGAGGAUUGACAUUGUAUUUGUCGUCUUCUUCAUUGCAAUUACUUUCAUCUCCAUAGCAACACACAAUGUUGGGGAAGGAAAAGUUGGAAUUAUCCUCACCUUAGCCAUGAACAUCACAAGCACUCUUCAGUGGGCUGUCAAUUCAAGCAUAGACGUGGAUAGUCUGAUGAGGUCUGUAAGUCGUGUAUUUAAAUAUAUUGACAUACCCCCAGAAGAAUCUGAAACCAAGAACCGACAUAACCUCUCCAAUGUGCUUGUAAUUGAAAACAAGUAUCUUGCCAAUGAGUGGCCCUCUGGAGGCCAAAUGAUGGUGAACAACCUUACAGCCAAAUAUACCAAUGAUGGGCGCCCAGUACUGCAGGAUCUCUCCUUCACAGUAAAUGCAGGACAACGGGUUGGAUUGCUGGGACGAACAGGUGCUGGAAAAAGCACAUUACUUUCUGCUCUUUUGCGUCUCUUGUCUACUGAAGGGGAAAUUCAGAUUGAUGGGAUAUCCUGGAAUUCAGUCUCAUUGCAAAAAUGGAGAAAAGCAUUUGGCGUCAUUCCACAGAAAGUCUUUGUGUUCUCUGGAACCUUCCGGAAGAACUUGGAUCCUUAUGAACAGUGGAGUGAUGAGGAAAUCUGGAAGGUCACUGAAGAGGUUGGCUUGAAAUCAAUGAUUGAGCAAUUUCCAGAUAAUCUUAAUUUUGUUUUGGUGGAUGGUGGUUAUAUCCUCAGCAAUGGUCAUAAGCAGCUCAUGUGUUUGGCUCGAUCGAUUCUCAGCAAGGCUAAAAUCCUACUUCUGGAUGAACCUACUGCUCACCUGGACACUGUAACAUUCCAAAUCAUAAGGAAAACACUUAAAAAUACGUUUUCAAACUGCACUGUUAUACUCUCAGAACAUAGAGUGGAAGCUCUCCUUGAAUGCCAGCAAUUUCUGGUAAUUGAAGGAUGUUCAAUUAAACAGUUUGAUGCUCUGCAGAAACUUUUAACUGAAGCAAGCCUUUUCAAGCAAGUUUUUGGACAUUUGGACCGUGCAAAGCUAUUUUCUGCUCACAGAAGAAACUCAAGCAAAAGGAAAACACGGCCAAAAAUAAGUGCUUUACAGGAGGAGGCAGAGGAAGAUCUUCAAGAAACGAGGUUAUAAAGCUACAAAGAACAAAAUGCACAAUAUAUUCAUUAAGGUACCAAAACCAGUUCCCUAACAGAGAACUGUGGCAGCUGCAUCUAUAGCACAGAGCUCUUUAUUACUCUUAGAAACAGCUAGCUAACUAAAGGCAUCCUGAUCAAGGUAUUCAGCCAUCUUUCAAGUAUUCUGGGGUCAAGAAUGUAAUUGCGGGUCUGGAUGAAGUUAAUCCACAUUACAUACUGGAUGACUGCACAUGGAACCGAAUGUAGGAAAACAAGCAUUGCAAAACUCCAUUAGCUCAGCAAAGUUCUUCUAAAACUAAGGUUCCUCCACUGACGAUCAAGAAUCAACUGCCUUUCUUUGCUGUCGAUACAGGAGCUUGGUAUCAAUUACUAUGAUGAUGACAUCUUUGUUAAUGGUCAUAGUUGGCAAUGGAAAUAGUCAUUGUCAGCACCAAGCUAAGAGCAUUGCACCUUGCAGACAGUAUUUGUUAAUGGUGUGUUAUGAUAUUUCUUCAUGGUACUCCACAUAACUAAGCAUGUGAAAAAUCAAAAGGCUUGCAAAGGAUGGGAUGCAUUGUAAAGUUGUUCUUCUUUGUGUUACAGUGUCUUGUAUUUAAAUAGUAAUUCCGAAUGAAGCAUGUAAAAGACUUGAGAAACUAUUUUUAACAUUUAUUCCAAAUUAUUAACCCUGUAAGGACCAGGGUAGCAUUUUGCAACAGUACAAAAUACAAGAUUACAAUUUUUCUAUUUAUUCAAUGAAUUUUAGAGAGUAUUCUGUAUUCAUCCAAGUCCCUCUCACAAAGAUAUAACAAUUUAAAUUCUACAAUAAAUGGUAAAGUCACUAUAAUCCUGUUCUCUCAUUAGACAGAAGCUGGUACUUUGACCUGAGGGUCACCAUGUCUCAGACAACGAGUGAGAUUCAGAAGGAGAAUACUUCAUGGUAACUACAACUGGUGUAGGAAUUUUGGACAUUAUGUAAGGCCAGCCAUUAUUAGCAAACAGUAAUUGUCCUCUAUAAGAUUGUGCUGAGCUUUCUUCUGAAUUGUUACAGUCCAUAUGGUGAAGGUGUACAGAGCAAUGAUUGAUCAGAAGUUCCAGAGUUUGACCCCGUGACAACAAAGGAACAAUGUUAUACCUCCAAGUCAGGAAGGUCACUUGGAGGAGAUGGUGUUCAUUGGACAUGUUUCCUUUGUUCCUCCAGCUGGCCAAGGGCACUAGAACUGUUUAUGAUACAAAAUAUUUAGUCUUUUACUCAAAUAAAAAUGGAGUAAUGGUUACUCAUCGUCCCAUUUUAGGAAUGUUCCACUGAAGGAAAAUAAAAUAUGCCAUUAAAUUCUGCGGGUGACUGUGGAACAGAGAGAGAUUUGCAAAUGGGAGAUAAAGAACUCUGGUUGGGCAAAUGUCUCCACUCAUUUAAUACAAAACUAUUUUUACAAUUCAAAUCUAAUCUUUAAUAACAAUAGUGUUUUUUAGGACUUUAUUAUCUUUGGAUAUUAAUAAUCUUAAAUCAUGUUCAGUAUUUUGAAGACAAAACUUAAUCUUCGCAC
Messenger RNA from Hemiscyllium ocellatum (epaulette shark), 6026 nucleotides. RefSeq names its product CF transmembrane conductance regulator (gene cftr). The coding region runs from base 11 to 4495 and encodes 1494 amino acids. Gene Ontology annotation, cellular component: cytosol; plasma membrane; apical plasma membrane. Gene Ontology annotation, biological process: chloride transmembrane transport; bicarbonate transport. The record is from RefSeq and is a predicted model, not a curated record. Gene Ontology annotation, molecular function: ABC-type transporter activity; chloride channel activity; ATP binding. Lineage: Eukaryota; Metazoa; Chordata; Chondrichthyes; Orectolobiformes; Hemiscylliidae. The transcript has 28 exons.